Molecule: messenger RNA, 1045 nt
Organism: Cuscuta campestris
Lineage: Eukaryota; Viridiplantae; Streptophyta; Magnoliopsida; Solanales; Convolvulaceae
Source: the annotation of a GenBank genome assembly
CGGAUAUGGCGGAUUGAUUCCAGUCAACACACUCAGCUCCACCCAUAUGUCCGCGGAAUCACAUAAUACAACUACUCACAACAGUAAGUCUAUCUUCUCACCCUUCUCUAAGGUGGAAUUUCCUAGAUUUGAUGGAACCAAUCCUAGGGCUUGGAUUCGUCGCACCAGUUGGUAUUUUCAGAUAAUGUCCACUAUCCCAGAGGAACACAAGGCUCCAUUAGCGGCUGUGCAUAUGGAUGGUGAAGCUGUUAACUGGUACCAUGGACUUGUUGGAGAAGAAGGGUCGAUUUCAUGGGAGAAAUUGAUUGAACAGGUCUUGGUUAGAUUUGAUGAGAUGGAUCCAGAAUUGAUUGUGGCAGAGUUUCAUGAUUGUAAACAGAUUACCACAGUUGCAGAAUAUAUUAAGAAAUUUGAAGAACUAAAGUCUGCUGUAUCAAUAUUUCACAAGUUCGAAGAAUCAUAUGUGUUGAAAUGCUUUGUAACUAAGCUAAGAGAAGACAUUAGAGGUUCUGUUCUCAAUACCAAACCUACCUCACUUCAAGAGGCUUAUGCAGUGGCAAAGAAGCAUGAGGCUAUGAUUGAAGCUAUCACAAAGAGGGCUAAGGUCGGCUUUAAGGGAGGAGGACUUACAGCUUUGCCAACGAAGGGGAACAUAAACACUUCACCAACCGCCAAGGGUAUUAACCUGACUGGCCUCUCCAAGAAACCUACUAGUAAUACUACAACUACCAGGAAGCUUCUCACAGCCGAGGAAUGAGAGCCCGUAGGGAGAAGAAUCUAUGUUACAAUUGUGAUGAAAUGUUUACUCCAGAUCACAGGUGCAAGUCUCGACAGAUCUUCCUCAUGAUGACAGAGGAAGAAGACAACAACCUUUGUGAACAUGAUACCCUAUUAGGGAAGGAAAUAGAAGCUGAGGAAGAAAAUUUCAACAUAUCAUUGAAUGCUUUAGCAGGACAAAAUAGCCUUAAUACAUUGAGGGCCGAGGGGAAGGCUUACAAUCAAGAGAUCUACUUCAUGAUUGACAGUGGAAGUAGUCCUUGCUUUA